This is a messenger RNA of Adineta steineri, 4263 nucleotides long. The record is from the annotation of a GenBank genome assembly. NCBI's taxonomy places the organism in Eukaryota, Metazoa, Rotifera, Eurotatoria, Adinetida, Adinetidae.
UUUAUUCAAAGAAAUAGAAAAUCUUGCAUUAUAAUAUCGAGUUUUAUGAGAUAUUAAUUAGCUUUAAAUAUGAGCAGUGGCGGCGCGAGCGGGGAGGGGAGUGCCCCCCUGCUUUUAGAAAAAAGUACGAUUUCUGAGCUGACUUUCUCGUUUGGGACCCAUUUGUUUUCUCCUUUUUUGCCAUUUUAGAUUCGAAAACUGGGGGGUAGGUCUACAGAAUCCCUUGAAACCUAAACCAACGACCUUCUUUUUCUUUUUUGAUCAUCAGUUUUGAUUUUUAGGCAGUUAAGGCGGAAAAGUUUUUGAAAAAUCCAUGAAAACUGAAACUGAGAAAUUUUUUUUUCUUUCUCGCGUUUUGUGAUUACCUUCCUCCUGCUUUUAGCUCUUCGCGCCGCCACUGAAUAUGAGUGAAAAUAUCAUGCUUAUUUAUCUCGAUUGACUAUGCAUAGUUCCAGUUUCACGAAAAAAGAAUUAUAGGCUUUGAUCCGGAUGUAAAAUAGUCGAAGUUUAUGCAUUUGUGAAUCUUUCGAUUGUGCAAAGACGGAUCAUUCUCAUCGAUUAAAGUUGUACUAGCAUAGAAAGCGAUGGUUACAAAAGUUCGAUGAAUAUUCGAAUGAGAAUGAAAGAAGUAUAGAUGUAAAUACAAUGAGUUGUUUCUACAAUUCGAACAGAAGGAUAUCUCUUAUGAUAAAUGAUGGUACGAAGUUAUUUCUAAAAAUAUUCUAUUUAGCUCUACAUGUUCAUAUACAAAAAUAUACUGAUACAGUUACAACAUUUGAUAAUCUGUGUGAAAAAUUAAAAUUUCAACCAUGUUUUGUUUAUGAAGAAUCGUUACGUAUUCAAGUUCUUUGUGCACAACAUGAAGCUGGUUUAUGGAAACGAAAUGGUCAUUCAUUAUCGAAUCAAAUUUAUUAUUAUUCGAAUGUUAAAUGUCGAAAAGAAAUGUAUGAUCGUGAUAUACUUGCAUUACAAGUUGGUGCUUCAUUAAAACCAGCUGAUACAUAUUUAAUUCAACUUUUACAUAAAUUUAAUUUAUUAGAUUGGGUUCGAAGUCCAGAAAAUGGACAUUCAUCAGAUACAGAAUCAAAAAUAAAAGCUAAAGUUCGUAUAAUGGAAGAAUUUCUUCAUCUAUUAAUUAUUAUUGUUGGUGAACGACAUGAACAAGGUGUCGGAAAAGUUACACGUGAACAAAAAUUAACUCGCGAAGUUAUACAUCAAUUAUGUAUAUCACCAAUGGCACAUUCAGAGUUAGUACGAGGAUUACAAGAUUGUGGACAAUUAGAAACAGGAUCAGGAGAUCUUGAAGCUAUAUUAAAAGAAGUAGCUGAUUUCAAACGAGGUACUGCAACAAAAGGAAAUUAUGAAUUAAAAGCAGAUAGAUUAUCUGAAUACAAUCAAUUUUAUUAUCAUUAUACAAAAGCAGAUCAAUGCAAAUCUGAAGAAUAUGUAAUUAAACGUCGAAAACAAAAUGAUGAUAGUAAUGUAACCUCAUUAUUCAUUCCCUGUCCACCAUUAUUUACCGAUGCAUUUCAACCGAUAGUACAUAUUCUUGAUAGUGAUAUAUUUUUAAUAUUACUUAAAGCAUGUCUCUAUCGAUCGACUGAUCCAAAAGCUCAAGUAUGGUCUGAAGCUAUUCUUAAUCGAGCAUUACAUUUAAUAACUUUAGCUUUUUAUGAACAAGAACGUACGUCUAAUUUUGAGUUUUAUUCUAAAAGUCAAAAAUUUGAAAUUGAUCAAUUAUUUAAUCAAUUAUAUAUGAAUACACCAUCAAAAGCCGAUUCAUGUAAAGAAUUACUCAAUCAUGUUUAUAAACUUUAUCGAAAACUUAAUACAACAAAUGAACAAAUAAGUACAACAAUGGGGAUGACAACAACAACAACAAUUUCUACACAACAAGAAACAGUUGAUUUAAAUAAACGAGCACAACGUAAACGAAAAGAUUUAGCUGCACAAAAACGUGCAAAAAUUAUUGCACAAAUGACUGAAUUACAAAAGAAUUUCAUUGAAAAAAAUAUUCAAUCAUACUCAGAUAAUAUGGAUGAUCAACAAUCAACAGAUCAACAAAUUCUAUCAACUUCACCAAAUACUUCAACAAAAUUUGAACCUAUGAUGAUUGAUGAUACAUAUCCAAAUAUUCAAUCAUGUCUUGGUACAAAUGAUAUGGAAUUCACUCAAUCAAAUAAACAAUUAUUAACAUGUAUUUUUUGUCAAGAAAAUAGCGAAGUUAAACUUAAUUCUGAAGCCUUAGUACUUUCAGCUUAUGUACAAAAUUCAAGAGUUUUAUCAAAAAAUAGAACACGAAGAAUCGAAAAUUGGGAUGUAUUUGAUCCAACUUUUAUGUCAAAUGAUCUUCAUUGGGGUGUACAUGUUUCAUCAUGUGGUCAUGCUAUUCACGCUUCGUGUUGGACUAAAUAUCACAAUUCGAUAACAUCACAAGAUCAUCGUCGAACAUUACGUAUGCGUGGUUCAGCAAAUUAUGAUACGGAACGAAAUGAAUUUCUUUGUCCAUUAUGUCAAACAUUAAGUAAUACGAUUAUACCAGUUUUACCAUCAUUACGUACAUUUGCUCGUGAAAGAAAAUUAGCACAAAUGUCAUUUAAUGAAUGGUUAGAUGGUUUAGAAAAAGCACUUAAUGGUAGUAUUGAAUCACGUUAUGAAAUUGAAACACAGGAAGAACAAUUAUUUUUUAAUCCAUGUCCAUUAACAUCAAUAACAAAAAUGAUGGCUGAACGUGCUGCACAAAAUUUUCAAUUAUUAUUUGGUUUUGCUGGUGAUUCAAAAGUACAAGAGUUUUCUGAUAGUAUUCGUGAACGUUUAAUAAGUUUUGCUAAAAAUAUUUAUGCGUUUGGAUUAAAUGUUGAUCCAGAAGAUGAUAAUGAUCGUAUUCCAAUAAUUCUUUGGUCAUCAUGUGCUUAUACAAUACAAUCAACUGAACAAGUACUUCGUAUUGAUUCAAAAUCAAUAUUUUCUCAAUUAUCAAUUCGACAAAAUGAAUUAAUAAGUUGUUUAACAAAAGUUGCUGCUGUUUAUGGUUUAUUAAAGGAUAACGAGAAAAUACGAAAACAUUGUUUAAAAUUAUUAUCAGUACUUCUUCUAUCACGAACAAAUAUACAAAUACCAUCAUUAGCUGAUAUUGAUCUAUUUCAUUUACUUGUUUCACUUUGUUUUACUUUACCUAUAUUAUUUGCAUCAAAAGAUAUAUCACCAUCAUUAACAAAUGUCCCAACUGGAAAUCUCAAUAAUCUUUAUCUUAUGAGACUUAUUUUUAUGGCACAUUGUAUACAAAUUCUUUCAAGUGAAGGAUUUUUAUAUGAAAAUAAAAAUGAUAAUUAUCAAACACAUACAAAUGUUCAAAAUAAGAAUAAUGAUGAUGCAGAAAUACAAAUCCUUCAAAAAUUAAUAGAAAAAAUUAUGAAAAAUCAAAUAUCUUCAUCUUCAUCAACUAAUUUAUUAUCUCCGGAAGAAAUUCGAGAUAAAUUAAAACAAUCCGUACUUCCAUUACUUCGAUGCUCUGCACUUUUCUAUCAUCAUCUAACAGGAACUUCAUGGCCAGUUGAAUCAGGAUUAGAUGAAUAUUCAACAAUUUGUCAUUAUCUUGGUUUACCAAUAUGUCUAUCGAAAUUAUUUGAUAUCGAAAAUGAACGUUGUUUAAAUGAUCUCAUAAAUAAUUGGAUAUCGAAUUUAUCAACGAGUAAAUCAUUAAUUAAAUAUCCAGUAUCAGUCAAUGAACUAUAUCAAUUACCAAAAGAAUAUAUCGAUCUGAUGAAUCAAGUAUCGCAAGGUGUUGCACCAUAUAAAUAUGCACGUGAUGAAAUUCGAUCACCAUGUAUAUGUUUGAUAUGUGGUGAAGUUGUUGUUCGUUCAGCAUCAUCAUCAACACCAACUCCAAUAUCAACAAAUAGUAUUAUAUCAGCAUUUCUUAAUAUUGAUCAAACACUUGGACCAUGUAAUCUUCAUACUCAACAAUGUUGUGGUUCAGUUGGACUUUAUUUACGUGUAAAAGAAUGUUCAUUAUUAUUACUCAAUAUAGUUAAUGAUGGACGUGUAAAUAAAACACGUGGAACACUUAUGGCUGCUCCAUAUUUAGAUGAUUAUGGAGAAACAGAUCAAAAUUUAAGACGUGGAAAUCCAUUACAUCUAUGUGAUGAACGAUAUCUUGCAUUAUAUCGACGAUGGUUAGGACAUUCUAUACCAGAAGAUAUAUCACGAAACAUGGAAUUAAGCAAUACAUCAAUUUAUGGACAUAAUUGGAGUCAAUUUUAG